AUGGAUCAUGGAGACCGCUUCCGCCAGCCUGGUGGCAUGCCACAGUACCAGUCGCUGAACCAGCAGUCCUAUAACGGCGCGCAGAACCAGCUGCCAGUACUACCGCCGCUCCACAAUGCUGCGCCGUAUGCACCCAUGUCGUACGGCGGCCACAAUAGCAACCCUCAGACGCCUCACACGCCUGUAACCUCUGCGCCCAAUGGCAGUGCCAGCAUGGCUCACCCGCCGCUGCGGCCUCUCCAGCCCUCGCCGUCCUCGUACAUGCCCAUGUCGUCCGCGUACUCGCAGGCCCCGCCUCUGUCUACGGCAGGCGCCCACUCCAACUCACACCAACUCGCGCCGACGCAAGGAAUGGGUCUGACGCACCCGUCCUUAUAUCCUCACCCUCCAGUGCUUGCAAACCAGGAGCCCGAGCCGCUGCAUGUUGUUGGACAGCAGGGACGACGCGGUGUUCUGCCUACGCAUCCUGGCCGGCCCGCUCCUGCGGCGGGCAAGACACCCACAAAUGCAACCAAGAACGCCGAGGGUAAAUAUGAGUGCCCGCAUUGUAACAAAACGAGUGACAUCCUGAAGCGCCAUUUCCAAAAGUGCUCGAUCCGGAGGGGUAACCCUACUGGUGCGAAUCACCUGCAGCACGCGCAGAACCACCUCAAGAACAGGCAGCCCACCGGUCCAGAGCAAAACUCGUAUCUGCAUAACAUGCCCAACACCUCCAUGCCAUACUCAGAUGGCGGUUAUUCAAUGGGUAUGCCGCAGAUGCCGCCUGUAGGACCUAAUGGUUUCAACGACAGCUUGCCUUCCAUCGCAAACCACCAAUCCAUGUCAGCGCGCACUUCGCGGUCAAACAGCCUGAUACGGCCCGCCAGCGGCAUGGACAACGAGAACAGGCGCAGCAUGUCUCAGCUCGAGUUCCAGAACCGCGGUCUGAAUUUCAACGACUUUCGGCCGGAUGGCUUGUCCAAUGACUACGCGGCACAACAGAACCAGAACGCGUCUGCCGUGAACGGCGGUAACAACCACUACAACUACGAGCAUCCUGCGGCUGCAGCUGCUAACAACGCCAUGUCGAACAACGGAAUGCCGGUCAAGACAGAGGGCGCGGACGCGAGCAACUAUGGGGUUCAGUCGUUGCCCAACGUAGAGGGCUUGUCUAAUGGACAAGACAGCUCGCUGUGGCGGAAUGGUACGUUCAAUGAAGCCUCGCAUCUUAUGACUUCCAGUACGACAUCAGAUGAUACACCAAAUGAUACAUUGUUGGGGCUAUUCUCGCCCACUCCCGGUUUUGUCGACCCAUCUUCCGCCGUUGACAACUGGUUCCUUGAUCGGCCUAUGACCAACCCCCUGCAGCAAAAGACGGAGUCGCUUGUGGCCUUUUGCUUUCCGAACGCGGCAUCUUUGACUCCUGGCUCGAAAGAGGCGGAUGCCUACAACAUGCUUAGAGGAUGCUUGGCGGGUGAUAAUGUGAGGGCAUUUUUACAUGAAUAUCGACACUACCACGCCCAUUGGCCCCUGGUCCACGCGCCAACUUUCGACCCGCUUACCGCCACUCUUGGUUUGGUUUUGGCCAUGUGCUGCAUCGGUGCUGUUUACUCGGACAGGGUUGAUGCAAAGGAUGUCCGCUGGCUGAUGGACAUUGUCCGCGCAGCUGUUGCUGAGCAGCAUACCGGUGACCUUUUCCAAUUGACUCCUGCACACAUUGAAGAAUUGCAAUCUCUUAUGUUACUCCACGCUAUAUUCCUUUGGCACGGAUCUCAGAAACAACGGCAGCAAGUUCGCGAAGAAUUCGGCACGAUUGCCAGCAUCGCCCGUCGUGCUGGCUUGCUACGUCCUCUACCACGUGGACACCCGAACUCGAGCGCACUGCACCAGCCAGGACCAGUAACUGGAGAUGAAGUCAACACGUGGAAUUGGGCAACAUGGAUCGAAAAUGAGAAGCGCACACGACUGAUGUGCGACAUUCUCCUGCUUGACGCCUGCUCGACUAUAUUUUUUAACACCCAGCCACAAUUCGACGUGCACGACUUCAAGAUUCCAUUACCGGCAGACGAUGCGGCCUGGGAAGCAAGAACUGCUGAGGACUGUGCCAGUGCACUAGGCCUGAGAGGGCAGGCAGCGCAGAUAAACAACGUGUCAGGCAGCCGGCGAGCAAAGCAGUUGGGUAUUGAGGAAGCAUUGCAAGUCCUGUAUGGAGCCGGACAUGGCCGAUUCCCUGAGCGGGCGACCAACGUGUUCGGGAAAUUCAUACUCAUCCAUGCUCUCCACAACCAGAUCUACAACACCCAGCGACAGCUCCUCAGUCGAGGUUCCGUAAGCGGCACAAGCACACCGCCUGACGGAUCUGCAACCCCACCAAAAGCCAUCAACGAGCAAGCACAGCAGCUACUCCGAUCUACGUUCAAUGCCCUCGAUUCAUGGAAGAAGAUCUGGGACACCGAUCUGGCUAUUCAGUUUCCAAACAACCAGCCACGAACCGGUUUUUGCAGGGACGGUGUUCAUUACUAUUUCCUUGCUCAGAUUUUCCUUCGCAAUUCUCGACCUCAGGAAUGGGCUGCGCCUGCAGACCUUCGUUGCAGACAGGUCUUCCAUUUGCUUAAACAAAUCCGAAAUUACGUUGCUUCUGAUUCCGCUCAGAAAGGCAUUGACGUGGGGUCAAUCAAUACUGUCGCUGACGACUAUGCGCUGGCCGACCUUACCCUCAACAUGCGGCGUCUCUUCACGCCUAUACAAGACGAGCCUGCUUCUGCAACACCAGAUCCACAAUACGUUCCACCCCGAUAUCCAAACCCUGCGCCCCUCGCAUCAAGAUCCACGAACAGCGCUCGAAACAAAUAUCCCGAUCAAUGA
This is a messenger RNA of Parastagonospora nodorum SN15, 2844 nucleotides long. RefSeq lists its product as hypothetical. The record is from RefSeq and is a predicted model, not a curated record. Lineage: Eukaryota; Fungi; Ascomycota; Dothideomycetes; Pleosporales; Phaeosphaeriaceae. Bases 1 to 2844 code for a protein of 947 amino acids. The transcript has 5 exons. Gene Ontology annotation, molecular function: RNA polymerase II cis-regulatory region sequence-specific DNA binding; DNA-binding transcription factor activity, RNA polymerase II-specific; zinc ion binding. Gene Ontology annotation, cellular component: chromatin. Gene Ontology annotation, biological process: regulation of transcription by RNA polymerase II; DNA-templated transcription.